CCUCCACUUUUCUUGGACUUGCUGAGUGGCUGACCUUGUAGUUGCUACUUGAAGCUGCUGCCCGUCAUCGUGCAUGUGGACUAGAUCACUUCACGUCUUGCGUGGCAACCUACCACAGAUUUUUUUUUUUUUUUAAUGCAGCUCAGUUGUUUCAGCACCAUUGUCCUGAAGCGAACAACAAAUGUCAGACAGCAUUGUUGCCUUUUUUUAAUUGGCAGUGCAAUGUUGUAAUAGAAAUAAACAAUUACACAACAUGUACAUUCAUACUCAAUCUGUUGUCACAUGGUUUGUCUUGACUGUUGCACAAUGUCACUUCAUCUGUCAAAGCUCUUCUCUUCUGUAUUUUGUCUCAUUGCUGGAAUUUCCUCUGUUGUGUUCUACUCAAGCAAUAAAUCUUUCAGUAUCCAGAAUUCUCCUGAUAGAGCAAACAAAAACCUCAAGAAACCAACUGCUUCUGUUUUUCACUACUGCGUUUACAGGAGGUUUGAUUCUGCUGCGAGAGUUUGCUUUGUAUUGACGCGGAAGACGAAAAAGGAAGCACCUCUUACAAUGAUGCGUUUCCUGCUGUGGCUAACAUUGGCCUCUUCGGUUUCCUGCAACAUCAUUUGCCCAGAUGGCUCCGUGUGUUCGACUCAGGCCACCUGUUGUCGAACAGCACACGGAUACAGCUGCUGUCCGUAUCCAAAUGCUGUGUGCUGCACUGACCUGUCUCACUGCUGCCCGCCUGGAUUCCAGUGCAACCUCCAGGCUCAUCUGUGUGAACGGACCGGCCAGCCCUGGCUCACCAUCCCUCUGACGGCAAAAGUGGAAUCCCAAAAUCCAACUAGGCCCCUUCUACUGCAAGACAAGACCGUGAGUGAGGCUCCAGAGGCCGGUGGUGGUGCAGUCAUUCGCUGUGACUCUCAGUUCUUCUGUCCGGCCGGCUCCAGCUGCUGCCUCGGAUCCACGGGCAGGUGGAACUGCUGCCCCUACCAAGUGGGCGAGUGUUGUCCAGACGGCGAGCACUGCUGUGCGUAUGGAUACCACUGUGACCCUUCCUCACAGUCAUGCAACAAAUGGUUCUCACAGAACUGAUCAAGAACUGUGGAACUCUGGGAUUCAGACUGGUGAACUCUGCCAGCGUGUUAAAAGCGCUGCCACUUCCUCAACACUCUUUCAAAAUCACAUCAUGAGAAGCAUCAAGGCUGCCGCUCAAAUCCACUGCUGAUGAAAUAAAUGUUUGUGUUCUGUGUGUUGGUUCUGCUCAUAAGCCGCUACUUACUUACUUAAUAUACUUUGGGUCUUCAUGAAAAGCCAUUUCACGCUGAGAAUGUCCAUUCACUUCAUUCACAACCUUCAGCUCGAGAUAAGAGGGUCCAUCUCUGUAUGGUAUGUAGCUUUAAGGAAUUGAAGCCCUGGUUCACAGCAUCUUGCUUGGAAGAUAUACACAAAUGCAUGAUUUCAAAGAAUUUUAUGAGGUAUUUUUGAGCAAAUGUUUGUGAUUUGUGGUGGAAUUUUUGCCUCGGUGAGCAAUAUAUCGUCUCAUUGUGCUCCAAAAGUAUAUCUUGGUGACAUAAUAAUUUCUUCCCCAAGGGGGCGUCAGGUAUUGACAUAUGCCUGACCGGGAACAGAUUUCUGUGUUAUUUACAUGCUCUUGGCGUUUCAUAUGUUUUCUGUAAAUGCAUUGAGUUGUGUGUGUCUGUGUGUGUAGCUGCACAAACACACAAGGAGUUGCUUCAAGCGUGUUUGGUCCCUCUGUGGUUUUAUAUCGUGGAUUAUUGGCUCUAUGAUUCUGCUAGAGGACAUUCUCCUACUGAAAGUCUGAGUCUGAAAAUAAAUCCACACUAUUAAUGUUAAAUAAUGUGGAAUACUCUCUGUAUUUUCUUCCCACCAUAAGUGCGCGCUAAUGGAUGGCACUGUGUGUGUAGCAGGGAUUCUCUUACAAGGUGUCAGAAGGUCAAAGCAGAGGUCAGUGUAAUUUUACACUGGGCUACUGUGUCCCAUUGCUAAGUGUUGCAUCUUUUCCUGGGUGCACACACACUUGAAGUAUAUAUUUAAGUCAAACACAGUAUAGAUUAUGACCAGGUUGUGCAACCACCCACUGACUUAUUUUCUUACUGACCUGCAGCAGCCCUGAGAGCCUGAACAUCUGGCCUACAUGUGUGUGGAUUGAGGAAAG
Synchiropus splendidus (mandarinfish) is the source of this 2158-nucleotide messenger RNA. RefSeq names its product progranulin-like. NCBI's taxonomy places the organism in Eukaryota, Metazoa, Chordata, Actinopteri, Syngnathiformes, Callionymidae. The coding region runs from base 283 to 1074 and encodes 263 amino acids. The record is from RefSeq and is a predicted model, not a curated record. The transcript is spliced from 6 exons. Gene Ontology annotation, cellular component: extracellular region.